CUUAUAUACAUAUAUAGAAAUCGUAUAUAAAUCAUAUUAGCGCGUAGUGACAUUUUUUCCCAAUAUAGUUAAUAUAUAUGCUACAACUUGGUUAAUAGUCAAACCAAAACGCAUCACUACUCCCAUCCUGAAGAAGACUCACAAUCACAAGUCAUCUUACUAUCUUCACUAUAAAUGCUUUGAAACCCCUUAGCUUAAUAAGAAUCACAAAAACAAACAAAAUAAAAUCAUUUUACCUACAAUGGCUUCAAGAAAACCAUCGGUGAGGCACCCUAGCCACAACCAUCCAUUGCGCGGUCACAAAGCCCUAGCUGAAGAAGAGACCAUCUGCUCCGGCUGCGACCUAGACCUAAUAGGUGCAGCUUUCAAAUGCACAAAGUCAGAAUGUGAUUACUUCUUGCACAAGUCAUGUUUCGAUCUUCCACGUGAGACACGCCACAAGUCUCACCCUGAUCACCCUCUGACCCUGCUUUAUUCGCCACCGUACGAGUCCUCAACUUACGAGUGCAGCGCGUGCAGUGAGUAUGGAUCAGGGUUCGUUUACAACUGCUCUAUCUGCCAGUUUGAUUUACAUGUCGGGUGCAUAUCAAUGCCUGAGUCCGUGGAGCGUGAAGGACAUGAGCAUCCGCUCACGUUGCUUUACUGUUCUCCUUACACGAACGGUUUGAUCGUCAAGUGUGAUGUAUGUCAAGAGACGGUUCCGGAUCAUCUAUGGUCUUAUUACUGCAAGGAAUGUGACUACGGCACGCAUUUACAUUCUUGUGAAGUAGAAGAAGUGGUGGAGCCAAAGAGAGGAGGAGGAAAGGCGAGUACAAGUGGUAAUAAAGGAGGAGGAAGAGGCUCGGCGGCUUCGGAGUUAGCUGCAAUGCUUGAAGCUCAAAGGGAGAUGGAGAGGAUGCAGAUUGAGUUACAUAUGGAGAUGCAGAGAGCUAAAAUUGCUAAGAAAGCUAGAAAAGCAUGUCUCAAGUUGAUCUAAGAAUAUGAUAAAAGUUUGAAAACAAAUAUGUUUCUCUCGAGCUUUCUUGGAUUCUUGGAGCUCUGAAACUAUAUGAUUGUUGUUUUUCUUGUGUUUUGGUUCUUGUUUUUCAUUGAUUUGUUUUAUUUGCUAAUUUCAUGUUAUUUUCUUUUGAAUAAUUAUUAAUAAUCUGAAAUAAAAAGAUCUUUAACUAAAGCCGUUUGGUUUUA
Messenger RNA from Brassica rapa (field mustard), 1185 nucleotides. RefSeq lists its product as uncharacterized. The record is from RefSeq and is a predicted model, not a curated record. Lineage: Eukaryota; Viridiplantae; Streptophyta; Magnoliopsida; Brassicales; Brassicaceae.